AUGCUGUCACGCAUCUCGGGCCUUUUGGCAGUUUUCAGCGCCGCUCUGGUCGUGUCCUCCCCAACGGAGCAGCACCUCGAGGAGCGCGCCACUGGGACUGCCACUGUCAUUCUUCCCUCUGCCACCAUUCUAGGCAACGUGAAGAACAAGGUCGAGUCCUUUGGUGGAAUUCCGUACGCCGAACCACCGGUGGGACAGCUGCGAUUGAGACCACCCAAGCGCCUGGAGAGAUCCCUCGGCGUUUUCGAUGGUACCGGUCCUGCUGGAGCAUGCCCCCAGAUGGUGGCUAGCACAGAGAGUACAGACUUCUUAUUCGACUUGCUCGAAGCAACUGGCCAGAGCGAGGACUGUCUUACCAUCACGGUGGCUAGGCCUGAGGGAACCAAGGCUGGCGCGAAGCUUCCAGUUCUCUACUGGAUUUUCGGUGGCGGUUUCGAGCUUGGAUGGUCAUCUAUGUACGACGGAACCAGUCUUGUCAAUUAUGGCGUGGACAUCAGCCAACCGUUCGUCUUUGUCGCUGUCAACUACCGAGUGGCCGGGUUCGGAUUUAUGCCCGGAAAGGAAAUCGAAGCCGAUGGAUCAGGCAACAUUGGCCUUCUCGACCAGCGCAUGGGUCUAGAAUGGGUGGCUGAUAACAUUGCAGCGUUCGGUGGCGACCCAUCCAAGGUGACAAUUUGGGGCGAAUCAGCUGGAGCGAUCUCAGUCUUUGACCAGAUGGCUCUCUUUGACGGCGAUCACACCUACAAAGGCAGGCCUCUGUUCCGCGGAGCCAUUAUGAACUCGGGAGGUGUCAUUCCAGCAGACCCGUUGAGCUCGAAGAAAGGCCAGGCAGUCUACGAUCAAGUCGUCAAGACUGCGGGAUGUUCGGGCAAGGCUGAUACCCUCAAUUGCUUGCGCGGACUGGAUUACACCACGUUUCUCAACGCCGUCACUUCAGUCCCCGGGAUCCUGUCUUACAACUCUCUGGCUCUCUCGUACCUACCACGACCCGACGGCCGGACUCUUACAUCCUCUCCAGACGUACUGGCCGCCAGCGGAAAGUAUGCGGCCGUUCCAAUGAUCCUCGGAAACCAAGAGGACGAGGGCACGCUCUUCAGUAUUUUCCAAUCAAACCUCACUUCGAGCGACAAGCUGUCAGACUACCUUCAGAAAUACUACUUUAGCUCUGCAACGAAGACCCAGCUGGCGGGCUUGAUCGACACUUACAACAGCGGCUUAAGUGCCAUCAUCGAAGGCAGUCCAUUCCGUUCUGGGAUUCUCAAUGAAAUCUUCCCCGGGUUCAAACGGCGCGCCGCAAUUCUGGGAGAUCUUGUCUUCAUUCUUAGCCGCCGACUCCUUCUUCAGGUGACCACUGGAUUGAACGCUGAUGUGCCUUCAUGGGCCUACAUGGCAUCCUACAACCAAGGCACGCCGAUUCUCGGAACGUUCCACGGUUCUGAUCUCAUCCAGGUGUUUUACGGCAUCAAGGACAACUAUGCGGCGCGCAGUAUUCGCUCGUACUAUCUGAACUUUGUCACCUCCCAGGACCCAAAUGUAGGAGCCAGUGGAAAAUACCCAAACUGGCCGCAGUGGAAGAAUGGACAGAAGCUCAUUCAAUUCUUUGCCGACAAGGCGACCGUUAUUAAUGACGAUUUCAGGUCCGAUUCUUACCAGUGGCUUGUUGGCAAUAUCGGGUCGCUAAAAUUUUAA
This is a messenger RNA of Ilyonectria robusta, 1689 nucleotides long. RefSeq names its product carboxylesterase. The coding region runs from base 1 to 1689 and encodes 562 amino acids. The record is from RefSeq and is a predicted model, not a curated record. The transcript is spliced from 3 exons. NCBI's taxonomy places the organism in Eukaryota, Fungi, Ascomycota, Sordariomycetes, Hypocreales, Nectriaceae.